Molecule: messenger RNA, 2667 nt
Organism: Drosophila willistoni
Lineage: Eukaryota; Metazoa; Arthropoda; Insecta; Diptera; Drosophilidae
Gene: Leash
Product: arrestin domain-containing protein 17
Exons: 3
Coding region: 324-1925 (533 amino acids)
Biological process (GO): protein transport
Cellular component (GO): cytoplasm
Source: RefSeq, a predicted model, not a curated record
GCAAAAUAUAAUAAAAUAAAUAACGAAAUUAAUUGCCAACCCGUGGCAAGUAAACGAAAUGCAAAAAUAAAGAAUUUGUGUUAAAUUCCAGGUGUGUUCAGAGUAACCAAAACGAAGAAAAGGAAAAGCUCUUACUCUCUCUGCAAAAUAGUUCUUUGGGUGCGGGUGUGGGCACGGGCACAGUGGCGGGGUCGCGUGUGUGUGUGGAGUGUUGCGGCAUUUUAAUGUCAUUUCAACUAAAUUAUUUUUGGAUAAUUAGAAUCUAAGGCGGUGGCUGAAGACGCCUUCCUCCUCCUCCUCCUCCAUAUCCACCGAUAGCAAUCAUGGAGAGCGAAAGAUUACGCAUUAUAUUCGAGCAACCAGAAAGAAUAUACUUUGCCGGUGAAAUAAUCCGUGGCGAUAUCUGGAUGAAUUGCAACAAACGUACCAAAAUACGCGCCAUAAAAAUCCAAAUCACCGGAAAAGGCAAAUGCAAGUGGAUGGAAAUUCUGCGCAAAAACUCCAAUAAUAAUGAAUAUACACGCAGCUUAUUUUACACCAGCAAGGAGAUUUACGAGCACAGUGAAACCCCAUUGCCCGACUUUGAGCCUCGGGGCUUGGAGCUGUCACCAGGAGAGCACACUUUCAAGUUUUGCGUGAUGCUGGGUCGCCAGUUGCCCUCCAGCUUUAAGGGCAGCUAUGGCAGCAUCAAGUAUAAGAUGCGAAUUCUGAUUCAACGUCCAUGGACAUUUGAUGAACGACACACCAUACCAUUUACUGUGGUCAAAAAUAUGCCCUUGCCGCCGAAUUUUCGCAGUAAUCCCAGUCCUCUGGAGAAGCAAAUCACCAAGACGAUUAGUUUAUUUGGCACCCGUCCGAUCACUAUGGUCGCCCUGUUGCCCGAGGAUUUCGCUAUACGUGGCGAGCCGCUAAGAAUUUGCGUAACUGUGAUGAAUAAUUCCACCACGAAUGUGGAGAAACUGCGUUUCAGUGUGCUCCAAUAUGUGACCUAUUAUAGCCACGUGCCGUUGCGUGUCCAGAAAGUCGAGUGCAUAGCUAUAGCCAAUAAGGAGACGGGUUCGGUGCACAAGAAAAGUGAACGCAGCUUCGCCCAUGAGCUCCUCAUGCCGGAUGGGGCCCAACCAACGGACGAGCAAUUCAGUGGUGUCAUAACCAUCUCCUAUGAGCUACGUGUCGAGGCCGUAUUGAGAGGAUUCUUCAAGAAUUUAGUUUUGAAUUUGCCUUUUAAGGUCUACUCCCAGGACGUGGCGAACAGGCAGGGGUCGAUGCGUCCGCCACCACCUCCACGACCAAAUGAUGGGCCCCCACUACCGCCGCCAUCUUCAGCAGAAUCAAUUGGAGCAGGGAAUCCCUUUGAAUCUGCCUUGGCUGGUAAUGUUUAUCCGACAUUGGACUCAUCCAUUGGGUCUCCUUCACACUCAUCGUCGCAAUAUAGUGAAUGCAGUUCCAUCAACUCGACCACUUCAGACUCAUCAGCUGCCACCCUUAGUCCAGCUGUUGCUGGCGGUGGUGCCAUGGAAUUGUCAUACACCUCGGGAUCCCAAUCAUCGCAAUACGGCAGUCCUGCUGCUCGGGCCAGUCUACGCAGCUCGAAUGUGCCCUACUUGCCUUAUCCACCACCUGCAGCAUCAUCCAGCCCUCUGAUGGUGCAAUCCUAUCCACCGCAACAUUUGUCGACAUAUCCGCUGCCAGAAUCUCCGCAAUAUACAUUGCUCGCCAUUUCACCAGCAAAUCCAAUACAGACCCAAGCCAUUAGUGGUUAUAGUCAAUUGGCUUCCACUUCUUCAGCUUCCACUUCACAGUCGGCUUCGACAUCUGGUUCAUUUCUUCAUCCACGCCAGCCGCCUGGUGCCCACGAGCUGCCUCCAUCUUAUGAUGAAUUGUUUGGCGCCCCACCGCCAACUUUGUCAGAGACACCAAAGUGAGAAUCUUUAGACGAUCUCUCAGAAUGCAUUACAUUGCAUCUCAUACUCACUGCUAGCAGUUAUCAUAUACAUAUGCCGCCCAGUAAUAUCCAAGCUUUCGUCUAGGAUUAAUGCUUCAGGUUUUACUUUAUACAUAUAUUGUUAACAAAAACAAAAAGAGACUCGUUGCGAACAAAGAAGCCACACAAAACAAUAGAAUCUCCACAUAGAUUUGUAUGCCCAAACAUAAACACAAACAAUUUUGAUUUGUUUACUAUUUUAAGCAAACUAUUGUAAUUAGUUACCAACCUUUCUUUUUGGCAAAUAUUAAUUAUAUAAUUACAUAUAUCACAAAAUUAUUUUUGCCAAAAGUUUUCGAAUAAAAAGUUGUCAAUGCUCGCAGAAUAGAUUAUCAUAAUCAAAUAAUGAUAUGAUUGCCCAUAUUAUUUGCCCAUUUGUAGCUAAUUUUAAGUCGAGUCCUUAAUUAUAUGCAUAAGUAUAAUAAUGUAAACACAUUCAAAUACCAAAUUUGUGUUCGCGUCUUUUGAAAAGUCGCGUUAGACAACAGAAUUUUGAAAUUAGUUAAACAAAUUUAUGAAAAGAAUUUGCAAAUUCAGAGUUGAACUAAAAAAUUAGUUAAAGUACUUGAUUAAUAACGAGAGAGUUAUUAUUUUUAGUAGAUUCUUUGUAUUUUGUAUUGGUUACAUGACUUUUUUAUACUUGAUUUUCUCUCUUAUUUAUCCGUCGAACGAAUAUACAUACA